Cataglyphis hispanica is the source of this 747-nucleotide messenger RNA. RefSeq lists its product as uncharacterized. The transcript is spliced from 4 exons. NCBI's taxonomy places the organism in Eukaryota, Metazoa, Arthropoda, Insecta, Hymenoptera, Formicidae. The record is from RefSeq and is a predicted model, not a curated record. The coding region runs from base 155 to 577 and encodes 140 amino acids.
AUUGCGUUUGUACCGAGCAACCGCAAAUAGCGGCGCGGUAGGCAAGUCGGUAUAAAAUCGGACGAUCCCUCGAUCAAAAGUCACAGUAUUCGGGCCUCCUCGCGGUGUAUCAUCACCGUAAUCGCUACCGUGCAUUACCGCAUUGAGACGCAAGAUGCAUUGUGCUAUUGUCACCGUCAUCAUUUCUGUCAGCUGUUUUCUCGUAUUGAGAGCAGCGGCAGAAGAAGCUGUCCAACCGAAUCAACAAUCAUUGGAUUUUAAAACUGUCGCUAUCGAAGAUCAAAUUGAUGAUGUCAGAGUCAAUCCCAGGGAAAAGAGAACGCUGUUUUUGAAGAAAAAGCUGCUCGGUGCUGGUCUUCUUGGCUUCGGUCUGGGAGUUGCAAAAGGUUAUAAAGCCGGUUACUACAGCGCACCGGAACUACAUCAUGUUUACGUAUCGCCUCCAGUGAAAUACGUGGAAUACGUCGAGAAACCAGUUUUCAUUGAGAGAAUUGUUCCGAAACCUAUUUACAAACCACAUAUUGAAUAUGAUGCGCCAGUAUGGUCGCAACCAGAUCCUUCCUACGGCGGCUGGUAAAUCUGGAGUACAGCUAAUUGAUUUGAUCUCCUCGUUUUACCUCGAGAUUUUAGGAACAGCUAAAAAUUUUGCGCGUGCAUCAUGUCGAGUCUCAAUCCGGUCUAACUUUAAGUAUAAGCAUGACAUUAUAAUAUAUAUAUAUAUAUGUUUAGCAAUAACAAAUAAAAGAA